CCAAAGAGCCUUGCGUCACUGUAUAUUGUGCAAUUGACCAUGCAGCUCGUACGCAGCCUCGUCGCCUUUCUCUCGGUCGCGGCGGCGACCUUCGUGCCGGUGGACCCUUCCGAUCCGUUUGUUGCUGCCGCCACGGACGAAUUUAUGAAGACGUACGACCGGUUCCUCUCGGACGUCUUCGCGGUCGUGAGCGACAAGACGGUGCUCAACGCAGAGGUGUACAAGCACCCGAUUUUGCUCGACGAUCCGUACUACGAGGACGAGUACGAAGAGUCGUACUACAUGGCGGGUGCCACGUACAAGCUCAACGUGCUCCUCAAGCUCCAAUUUGACUCGGUUGCGUUCGCAGGCGACCCGUACAUGACGGUCGCCAACUGCAUCUUUGUGUGCACCAACGACACGGACGGCAACGUCGACUGCACCGGCAAGACGUUUGAGCAGUUCCCUCGCGUUGCGCUGCCGACGGACCGCAUUGAGGAAGGCCCGAUCCGCGCCUUGGUCAGCGAGCACCUCAAGCACAUGUACGACGACGCGCAUUUCGAGCUCACUGCGUACGAGGCGCAGAAUGACAGCAUUCAUAGCGACUUGGUCGAGUACUUUCGCUUCACGGCCGAAGGCGAGCCGGUCGAGUGCGAGUUUGCGGUCUAUCGCGACGGGUCCGCGUCGCCGCCGACCCGCCAUAUGCUCUACUUUGACGACAAGUGCAUCGUCGCCAAGUACCAUGGACAGAGCCUUGCCGACAUUGAGCACGACGAGCGGUUGCACACGACGCUUAUGCUCACGACGCUCGCGCUGCUGACCGUCAUCGCUGCCUGCGUGUCGCUUCGAAGCCGCGUGCGCCAAGCCAAACGCAUGGGCUACCGGCACGUGAGGUUCCAGCCGUCCGAGACGCCUCGUGGUGUCGGGAACGCGCCAGUCGAAGCAUAACACGCCCUGUAAUGUGAAAUGGAUCCGUAUUACGGUAGCAACUUCAAGCGCCGAUAAAGCCAGCGUGUAUCAUCGU
Messenger RNA from Saprolegnia parasitica CBS 223.65, 1003 nucleotides. RefSeq lists its product as hypothetical. NCBI's taxonomy places the organism in Eukaryota, Oomycota, Saprolegniomycetes, Saprolegniales, Saprolegniaceae. The record is from RefSeq and is a predicted model, not a curated record. Bases 40 to 927 code for a protein of 295 amino acids. The transcript has 3 exons.